UGUAGUUCAAUUGAAUAUUCUCGACUUUAAUGAUAAAGAUGACACAAGCAGCAUAACUUCACCGCUACAUAAAAAAAGAACUCUUAAUAAAAUUAACUCAGGUGAAGUUAGGAAGAUUAAAGUAGAAGAAGAAAAAGAAAGACAUAAACAGAUUAUUCAGGGAUAUACUAUACUCAAAGAACAACUCCCGCCUACUUGCUAUAAAAUGAGUAAUACCGAAUUAUUGAAAAAAGCUGCCUCAUAUAUAGUGCUAAAAAAUAAAGAAGAGAAAAGUCUGCAAGAUAAAUUGCUUCAAUUGAAUUCAAUUUGCACAAAAUUGAAUUCAGAACUGGAAUAUUUUAAAAAGAUGAACGAAAACAAAGAGAAAGUUAUUGAAUUGGAAUACUUUAAAAA
Messenger RNA from Dentiscutata erythropus, 393 nucleotides. NCBI's taxonomy places the organism in Eukaryota, Fungi, Glomeromycota, Glomeromycetes, Diversisporales, Gigasporaceae. The record is from the annotation of a GenBank genome assembly.